GUUUUCCCCUCAAGCAGGGGUGGCGGCUGCAAGGAGCGGGAGAAGCGCAGCAUGCUGAUCAAUGUAAAGCUCAGCUCCCUGCCCACCUGGCCAAGCCCAGGCCUCUGCCGCACAUCCUUCGAAGAGGGCCGAUCAGGGCGUCAGCUAACACUAGUGGUAGUUCAAAACUGGGAGAGCCUGGGUUGGAAGCAAUUGGGGCAUAACUAAGGCUGGCUUGCAAAGCACACUGUCCCCUCAGGUUGAGAAUCUGCUCAUGAUGUCAACCUCCAGUUACAUGCAGGGGAGGAUGUGUGCAAAUGCCGUUCAGAGCCUCGCCCCUGAGGCCAAGCGUUGCAGUUUGUCUGACGGGUUUUUCCAGCAGGAGACACAGCGGCCCGGGUGUCGUCGCCCCGUCCGCUGUUCACUUGCACGAUGGUUGCCGUCGGAACUCAAUUCUAGGAACUGCUUCAAGGCGCAGGGUUUUCAUCAUGCAGGAGCAAGAAAAGCUGGGCGAUUGCGGUGCAAUAAGAAUCAGCCGUGGGCGCCUUCGGGGGGGAUGAUUGGAGCAGUCUCCGGUCUUUCGGAAGUGAGGGUGGCAAAGGAAAGCCGCAAGGGGCGACUACAUGGCUUGAUCGAAAUAUGUGGGUUGAGGCCACAUCAAUUGCAUAGAAACAGGGCCUUGGAGACACUACGGCAGCGCCGUUGCAAUGCUGUUCAGGGGGGCGAUACGCAGGGGAAUCGGGGGGCAACUGAUAGAAACGAAAGCGUGCGGUCUGAGGGCGCUAGCUCAGAGGAGGCAGAGGGGGAAGAAGAGAAGCCUCCAGUGAAGGAAGAGAGCGCCACGGAGAAACUGCUCCGAGAGAUGAGGGAGAAAGCGGAAGAGCAGGCCCGAAAAGACAAGGAGGCAAACCUCUUGUACAAGUACGGCCAGAGAGAGUACGGGCGCGGGGAGUAUGCUAAGGCAGUGGAGGCGCUACAGUCGGCCGUCGAUCUGGUCGCAAAAGGAUCCGCUCUGGGCGGAGAGAUGCAAAUCUGGCUGGCUAUGGCGUUCGAUGCCAAUGGCCAAAGAGCGGACGGGCUAGCGAUGUACCGCAAGCUCGAGGCGACCCACCCCAUGAAAGCAAUCAAGCUGCAAGCGGCUAAUUUGCGGUACAUCAUGGAAGCGCCCCGAUUGAAGAUCUCGAAAGACGAGCGGGUGACCAUCCCGCUUGUGGGAGAGGAAUCGCAAACCGGAAAACCCUCGUUCACGGAACUCUACAAGGAGAAGAGACGAGCGAACUAUAGGAAAACCAGGAAACUCGAGCCAGAUAUCUGGGAUCGCAUCGAGUGGAAGCCCCCUCGAUGGCAGAAAAAUCCCUACGUUUGGGUUGCAUUCACGUUGUGGUUGACAUUGAUUGCCGUUACGAUGGCCUUCGGUGAUUGAUUCCCCGGUUGCAGACAACUGAAACCGUCGCUGAUUCCGGGGUUUUCCUAAUGCUUCGCUUUCAGAAAGACCAAGCAAUUCACGCAGGCGCAUUGCCAAGAUUUAGCCAGUGUUGUUGAUGCAAGAUUUACAACUUGCAUACGAGCAUACCAUGCCACAAUACAUUGUGGCAUAAUGCCACCCCACGCACUAUCAAUUGAGGCCUCGCAGUGAUUGCAUCAUUUCGAUAUCUGUCAUUAGUCCAGAUCAACAAAUCGAACGAACUUAGGUUGUUCCAAGAGGCUUUUGAUAGUGCCUUAGCAGCGUGGAUCAUUAAG
Molecule: messenger RNA, 1719 nt
Organism: Klebsormidium nitens
Lineage: Eukaryota; Viridiplantae; Streptophyta; Klebsormidiophyceae; Klebsormidiales; Klebsormidiaceae
Source: the annotation of a GenBank genome assembly